Molecule: messenger RNA, 675 nt
Organism: Gossypium arboreum
Lineage: Eukaryota; Viridiplantae; Streptophyta; Magnoliopsida; Malvales; Malvaceae
Product: LOB domain-containing protein 21-like
Exons: 2
Coding region: 86-586 (166 amino acids)
Source: RefSeq, a predicted model, not a curated record
AAGCUAUGGUCUAUUUAAAUGGUAGUUUUAUAAGAGAUAAGAUAUUGAAGAUAUAUAGUCUUUGUAGUUGUUUUCAUAUGAAGCCAUGAGGAGCCAUGAGCCACGUUCCACUUCCUCUUGUGCAGCUUGCAAGCUCUUGAAAAGGAGGUGCAGUCCCACCUGCAUUUUUGCACCCUAUUUCCGGUCCGACGAGCCGAAGAAAUUCGCGAAGGUCCAUAAGGUUUUCGGAGCUAGCAACGUCAGCAAGAUCUUGAUCGAGGUUCCCGAAGAACAGCGUGAGGACACCGUGAACUCCUUGGUUUACGAAGCUGAGGCAAGGCUUCGUGACCCUGUCUAUGGUUGCAUAGGUGCCAUAGCCUUGUUGCAAAGGAAGAUGAUCGAGCUUCAACACGAUUUGGCCCUUGCGAGAGCUCGUUUGGCUCGGUACGCUGCGAACUACUCAACUGGUGUUGCUGGUACGGAACUUGACCGGCUUACCAUGACGGGUUUAGGGAUGAAGCUAAGAAUUUGUUACAACAUCUACAUCGUAUUCGGGGAUGAAGGGAAAAAAGUUUUUGGAGGUCUAAAUAAAAUCAUAAAUUUAUAAUCAUAUUAAUUUAUAAUUUCGUAAUUUUAUGAGAGACCAAGGACUUAAGAGUAAAUUUAUCAUUUAUGAGAGACUAAGGCCAUUGUCAA